AUGACGGGACGCCCCGCAGUGGGACGGGAUCUGCAUGAAGCUGUGUGUAAGGUGGCCCGGCUGCCCACGGCACUGUUCACAGGGGAGCGGGUGGAUGCUGCUGCUGGAGCUGCAGCAUCCUUUAGUCUCAGGCCCCCAGGAGGGGGAGGGGAAAGAACCGGGGCUGAGCCGUGGAGGGCAGAGGAGCCAUUUCUGUCCACCGACUGCAACCUCCGUGCUCACAGCUCACGUUUCACCAGAAUCCAGGGGCCGGUGGCCUGGAGCUGCGGCGGCCGGAGCCUGCUGGAGAACAGCUCAGAGGGAGGGAUGGAGCUGAACGGCCGAGCGCCCUGCUUGCUGACGCACCGGUGGAUUUUUGCUUCUGGAUGUUAUCUCGGCUCCUGGUCUCCAGUCCAACAAGAGGCCUCUCAUCCACAGCAGCGCUCCCGCUGCCCAGCAGACCUCUUCCAGAGCCUUCCAGACAUGGCUGACCCCUGGCAUGCAAGGGGCUUUUUGAGCUGAGAGGCACUUGGCUGGGACAUGAGGAAUUCAUGGACAUGGCUGGCAGAUACUGCAUGUGUUUGAGCCGUAGUUAGAGGGGAUUGAGAAUACAGAAAGUUGAAAUGGAGACUCAUUAAAGUUACAGUGGAGAACUGCCCAAAAAUUUCAUUUUGAAUUAAGGAAACUUCAGUUCAUGUUAAAUUUCCUUCUAUCUAAAUGCAACUGCACAUUCCACUCGAAUAUGUUCCUUCCUUCUCACACACAGGGCCCCUUUGUUAAACUCAUGGUCAAGUUCAAGUUGUCCAUCUUCAUCUAUGAAGUAGUCACUUUAUCACUGUCUGUCCAGAUUGCACAAUGUAGGGUUUUGUGGUUUCUCUUCUGUCACUAUCCAGCCAGAAGGAACUUGCCAUUUGAGUUUUUAAAAUUUAUCAUUUCUUUCCACCUUAACCCACUUGUAUCCCAGUUUCUCAUCGAAAGGGAGAAAUGGUUGCAUAGUCCUCGUCUUUGCCCCUGACUGAAUUGUAAAUUACAGAAACAUGGUGGCUAUACUUA
Messenger RNA from Sapajus apella (tufted capuchin), 1032 nucleotides. RefSeq lists its product as uncharacterized. The transcript is spliced from 4 exons. Lineage: Eukaryota; Metazoa; Chordata; Mammalia; Primates; Cebidae. Bases 1 to 501 code for a protein of 166 amino acids. The record is from RefSeq and is a predicted model, not a curated record.